Molecule: messenger RNA, 1599 nt
Organism: Chaetomium globosum CBS 148.51
Lineage: Eukaryota; Fungi; Ascomycota; Sordariomycetes; Sordariales; Chaetomiaceae
Exons: 7
Coding region: 1-1599 (532 amino acids)
Molecular function (GO): FAD binding
Source: RefSeq, a predicted model, not a curated record
AUGGUUGAGUCCAUGAUGGUUGAGUCCAUGAUGGUUGAGUCCAUGAUGGUUGAGUCCAUGAUGGUUGAGUCCACCCAGAAUAGGCGUUGGCAUCAUGAUAAAGGUGUUGUGUAUUACUGUUGGUUGCCGCAAAACGGACCAGCAAGACCAAAAAGGGUUUGCCUCCAGUCCCACCAACACCUCAGCAACGGAUCAGCUCCCUUCGUCCAUGCUGAUGUGGGCCGUUGGCACUUGGUCAACGCAUGCAAUAUGGAAGCGCAAAAUAUCCCAAAGUCGGUUGUCAUUGUCGGAGGCUCCUUAGCAGGCCUCCUUCACGGGCUGUACUUGAAGCGGCAUGGCAGCAAUGUGGUCAUCCUCGAACAGGAUCCCAACGCGGUUCGGAGCAGCCACCAGGCGGGCAUUGCCUUCGGGCCCAACACGGAUGAGAUCCUCCGUAAGUACGACGACACGGGCGUGCAGAGUUGCAUAGCGUCCACAACCACCCAGUUCGCCUACCGCAAGACCUGGGACUUCCACCUCAACAUCGCCCGGCGUCUCACCAGCUGGGGAUUGCUGUACCGCAUCCUGCGCGCCAACUAUGACGGCCUGGCCUCCGACGCCGUCCCCAACCCGCCUCCUCCAAGGCAAGGCGACGGAAAAGCGGAGUACCGCUCUGGGCAGAAGGCCACGAAGCUGCAAGACAACCACGACUCCGUCACGGUCACCUUUGUCGACCAGGACGGCACCGAGGACACCCUCACCGCCGACCUCGUCAUCGGCGCCGACGGCCUGCACUCCACGGUGCGGACCCUCGUCCAGGCGCCCACCAUCAAAGAAUACUCGGGCUACGUCGCGUGGCGCGGGACCGUGCUCGAGCGCGACCUGCCCCCAGAAACAGUCGCGUACUUUGACGGCCGCCCAACCAUCAGCUUCCUCAAAAAGACCUACCUCGUCUCCUACCCCAUCCCCCCCGACGCCGGCACCUUCACCCCCUCCACCCGCCUGCUCAACUGGGUAUGGUACUCCAACUCGCGCAACCCCACCCCCCUUUUAACCGACCUCACUGGCCACAUCCACAGCAACACCAUCCCCACCGGCCUCAUCAACCCCCCUUUAUGGCGCGCCCAACUCGCGCGCACCCUCCCGCAAAUGCCUUCCCACCUAGCCACGCUGGUCGCCGCGACGCGGGACGAGGCCGUGUUCGUCACGCGCGUGAACGAUGCGCGGGAGACGAUAUUCCGAGAUGAAACCCUAAGACGGCACGACGGUCUCAGCAAGGCAAAGAGUUCUCUGCUGACCCAGAUCCGAACGGGAGCAAUAGGCCUACGGGACUAUCUGUUUUUGCGAGGGGUCCCAGAGGUCCUAACGCCCGCCUGCGAGUGCGGGGAGGGACGGGAGACUGCCGAACACCUGGUAGUGUGGUGUUUGGCCCCACCGCUGACUCGAAGAUGGGAGAGAACCGGAAUUCGAACGCGACGGGACUUUUACUCUGUUCUACACGGUAUUGAUCCUGCAACGGCACGGCUCACGAGGAGGGUCCUGGGCUGGCUGAUGGACUCGGGGAGGCUGCCGAUGUACAGCCUCUUAGCCAGGAGGCUCGAGCUGGAAGCGGCGGCCUGA